Messenger RNA from Siniperca chuatsi (mandarin fish), 3213 nucleotides. RefSeq names its product regulator of G protein signaling 6 (gene rgs6). Lineage: Eukaryota; Metazoa; Chordata; Actinopteri; Centrarchiformes; Sinipercidae. The record is from RefSeq and is a predicted model, not a curated record. The transcript has 18 exons. The coding region runs from base 318 to 1916 and encodes 532 amino acids. Gene Ontology annotation, biological process: G protein-coupled receptor signaling pathway; regulation of G protein-coupled receptor signaling pathway; intracellular signal transduction.
UGGGUUUCCUUUUGUCAAACAUUUCCCUGAAGAAGGUCCAGGAUUUAUCUUAUAAAAUUUGCAUUGAAGUGUGCAGAGCCUUCUUUUCUCCACGUUGGACUGUUGUGGCCUUCUUGCACCGAUGUAUUUUAUUGUGAGUGUGUUGAUUUUCUCAGAAGCAUUCACUUUACUUCAACCUGCCUGGAAUCAAGAGAGCAGGCCCCAUUUGAGAGGCAGCUUCUAGACACUGAGGAGAGAACACAAAAGGACGUAAAGGAGGAAGAUAAAGAGGAGAGGAUAACUUGACGCAGGAGAAGCCUGAAAGGGAGACUGUAGUGAUGGCUGAGGCACCGCAGCAGCAGCAGCAGCAGCAGCAGGUGGAGGAUGAGGAGCAGCCAAGCACUGUGGAGGCGACGGAGGCCGAUGAAGGGUCUGAAGAACCAAAGGAGAGUGUCCGGAUGACCCCGAACCGACCUCUGCUGUCCAUGAGGUCCAUGAGCACUGUGGACCCAGAUGACGACUCCCCCAACAUGAUUGUCUACAGAAAGAUUGAAGACAUUGUCGCUCACAUCCAGGAUGAGACAGAGGGUGUGCCCAUCAGAACUGUCAAAAGUUUCAUGACCAAAAUCCCCAGUGUUGUUACAGGUGCAGAUAUUGUACAGUGGCUGAUGAAGAACCUGUCCAUAGAGGAUCCAGCUGAGGCCAUGCACAUCGGGAGUCUCAUCGCAGCUCAGGGGUACUUCUUCCCGAUCUCAGACCACGUCCUCUCCCUCAAAGACGACAGCACUUUCUACCGCUUUCAGGCGCCAUAUUUCUGGCCAUCCAACUGUUGGGAGCCUGAGAACACAGACUAUGCUAUCUACCUGUGCAAGCGGACCAUGCAGAAUAAAACCAGGCUGGAGCUGGCUGAUUAUGAGGCGGAGAACCUAGCCAGGCUGCAGAGAGCCUUUGCCAGGAAGUGGGAGUUUAUCUACAUGCAGGCUGAGGCCCAGGUCAAGAUCGACAGGAAAAAGGAUAAAACUGAGAGGAAGAUCCUUGACAGCCAGGAGAGAGCCUUCUGGGAUGUCCAUAGACCUGUGCCUGGAUGUGUUAACACGACAGAGAUGGACAUCAGGAAAUGUAGACGCAUGAAGAACCCUCAUAGAGUUAAGAAGUCAGUGUAUGGUUUGGUGGAGGAGGGAACACAGUCUCAGAGUCCCAUACAUACUCCCUCGCACCACUGCAGGAAAGGCACCAAGGAGGAUGUGGAGAAAGAGAUCUUAUUCCUGAACACCCAGCUAGAUCGUCACUGUUUGAAGAUGUCUAAAGUUGCUGAAAGUCUGAUAAGCUACACUGAGCAGUUCAUGGAGUAUGACCCGUUUGUGACGGCACCGGAACCGUCCAACCCAUGGACCAGCGAUGAUCCCUCCCUUUGGGAUCUGGAGGCCAGUAAGGAGCCCAGUCAACAGCGGGUGAAGAAGUGGGGUUUCUCUCUAGAGGAGGCCCUGAAGGACCCGGCAGGACAGGAGCUCUUCCUCAAGUUCCUCAAGUCAGAGUUUAGCUCAGAAAACCUGCGGUUCUGGUUGGCGGUGCAGGACCUGAAGAGGAUUCCCCAGCAGGACGUGGCACAGAGGGCGCAGGAAAUUUGGGCAGAGUUCCUGGCGGAGGGAGCACCCAGCGCCAUCAACCUGGACUCCCACAGCUACGAACGCACAAGUCAGAACCUGAAAGACCCCGGACGAUACAGCUAUGAGGACGCACAGGACCACAUCUACAAGCUGAUGAAAAGUGACAGCUAUACACGCUUCUUGCGCUCCAAUGUGUACCAGGACCUGCUGAUGGCAAGGAAGAAACCUGAAACAGAGCAGGGGCGACGCACCUCCCUGGAGAAGUUCACUCGCAGUGUGGGCAAGUCACUGACGGGUAAACGACUGACGGGUCUCAUGCAGUCGUCCUGACAAGGCCUGGAUCAAGAGUAGGAGGAACCAUACCCAGAAGAGCUGCUUACCCCUGGGGAGCAAGUGGAAAAGGACCCUGGGGUAUAUGGGUGUGGCUGUGGGAGGCAGGUGAGGGCACCACAAACAAGCCUAAACUGCUGGACUGGAGUGCAACCACGUUUGAAAAUCACCUCAGAUCAGUUCAAGAGGACCGACAUCAUGCAAUAAGUCACCAGACCUGACACCAGGACAGUGCCGUCACAGUGUAGAGGACAAACAAUGCUACUCUUCUUAGGGGGUUUCUACUCAAAAGCCUGCACCACGCCAGGCUUUGUUGUUUUGUCUCGUUGUUUUUCUGUACUAUCUACACUCAUGUUACUAUGGUAGCUGAAGAGGCUAUCGCUUUACAUUUCUGUGAUAUAAACACGGAAUGCUUGAAUGCCGUCAAAAUGAGACUUAGAUUAAUGCUGUAGCUAGCUGUUUAUCUCACAUCAUUCACUAGGAUGAUAUAAGGGAAAGAGGCUCACAGUAAACAUCCGCACCAUUGAACUGCUCAAUCUUCACAUUGAUGGCAGUCAGACUUCCUGCUUUAAUGGUGGAACAGGUGGAGUAGUACAAGAGCUUUUUGAUCAAUCUACUAAUGUGGGAUGACACAAGAUUAACAACCUCUGUGUGUCUAAAAGUGGAUUAGUUGGUUACAAUGUGUGUUUACAUUUCAUACAAUUAUAUAAACUGUCUGUUUUUAUGCUCAUUACAGACUGAUUAAAACUACUGAUGACAAUUUGUAUAAUUUCUCCUCUAAACACCUUGACCUGCUCUCGGUACAGUAGAUUGAUCAUUCCUGGAAAACAGGAAAUUACUAUUGGUAAAAUUUCUGGCAGCAAUAUUGUUUGUUUUUCAAGGGCUGAAAAGACAGAGCGCCAUCAGCUGCAGUAGUCAUUAACAGACAACAAGAAGCAUCACAGUACUGGCAAAAUGAGUCUGUUCUUUAUCUAUUUCUUAGAUUAUCUUACAUGAUCUAAGGAAAGAAAUUUCAUGGAUUGCCACUGUAAUUGUCUAUUUUUAGCAAGCAUUUCUCAAAGCCCUCUAACAACUGCACUGAACAGACAGAGGUGUAAUCUUGUCCAAAAAAUGGUAAGGACAGGUUGAUCAUUUUACAAAAACGGGUGUAUGAGUGAGUUAUUAUGUUUGGCUUUAUUCUGUUCUUCUGAACAUUCCACUGCAGGCGACCACAAGGUUUAGUGGACCGACCGACCUCUAACCAUUUUUCACCUUAUGUAAAGAGGACCAUGAUAAUAAAAGAGGAAUGCACAGUAAA